Liolophura sinensis is the source of this 1832-nucleotide messenger RNA. Its product is annotated as interleukin enhancer-binding factor 2 homolog. Gene Ontology annotation, biological process: positive regulation of DNA-templated transcription. Gene Ontology annotation, molecular function: double-stranded RNA binding; DNA binding. The coding region runs from base 67 to 1368 and encodes 433 amino acids. Gene Ontology annotation, cellular component: catalytic step 2 spliceosome. Lineage: Eukaryota; Metazoa; Mollusca; Polyplacophora; Chitonida; Chitonidae. The record is from RefSeq and is a predicted model, not a curated record. The transcript has 15 exons.
UAUUUCCGGAAAGAGCCGGCUUGCCGAUAUCGUCUUUGUUUUAUUAUCCAUUAAUUUAUCACAACGAUGAGGAAUAUGCGGGCACCCAGGGGCCGUAGGUCCAUGGAAGGUGGACCCAUGAGGCCGAUGCAGUUCAAACCAUCACAUAUGUACAGAACCUUCAUCCCUCAUAUCCCAUUUGACUUGACUCAGUGUGAAGCGACUUUCCCAAGAGCUAAGGUAGCACCUGAUGAAAAGCCUUUUACAGAUGCCUUGCUGAAGAGGAACUCUGAUUUAACACCAGGCACACAGGAGCAAGCAGCAGUUCAGGCCCUUGUUACUAAGAUACAGUCUGUCCUAGACAACCUUAUCAUUACACCUGGCAGUUUCGAGGCUGCUCAACUGGAGGAAGUCCGUCAGGUGGGGUCGCACAAGAAAGGGACGAUGAUGGCGGGUCAUAACGUAGCAGAUAUUGUGGUCAUGUUGAGGACUUUACCCACAAAGGAGGCUGUGGCAGCACUUGGGAAUAAAGUCUGUGAAGACUUGAAAGUCUCCGACCCCAACGAAGUUCUCAGCAUGUUGACAAACGACUCAGGAUUUGAGAUCAGUUCCUCUGAGGCCACAGUGAAGUGUCUAAUCUCGACAAUCCCGCCCAACAUGAAGAAAUUAGACCCAGACCUCCACUUGGAUGCAAAAGUGAUGCAGGGUCACUUGUCAGCUGUCCGUCACGCGCGGUGGUUUGAAGAAAACGCCUUCCAUUCCAGCAUCAAGGUGUUGAUACGGUUGCUAAGAGACCUAAAGAAUAGGUUUGAAGGCUUUGAGCCUCUUACACCUUGGAUUAUAGAUUUAUUGUCUCACUUCGCCACAAUGAACAAUCCGACCCGACAACCAUUGCCCAUCAAUGUAUCCUUCAGACGUUGUUUACAGUUACUGGCAGCAGGGUUUUUCUUGCCAGGCUCAGUAGGCAUCACAGACCCAUGUGAACCUGGGAAUGCCAGAGUCCAUACAGUCAUGACACUGGAGCAACAGGACCAGGUGUGUUUCACAGCCCAGACCUUGUUAAGAGUGCUGAGUCAUGGGGGAUACAAGCAGAUUUUGGGGCUGGAAGGGAACUCAAGUAUUGCUACAGAGAUGAGCGUUUGGGAAGGGGUGGUUGUAUCUCCCUCAGACAAGGCCUACGAGAAACCAGAGAAGAAAGAUGAGGAGGAGGGGGAAGGAGAAGGUGGGGGAGGGGGAGGACACCAUGGAGGCUCAGGAGAGCCAGUGAAGGCCUACACAAGGGGAGACAGCCGUGGGGAAUUUGACGGAAAGUCAAUCACAUUGGCCACACAAGAGGACAUCACAUCACAGAUUUUGUUUCGUUUCAUUUCGAUUUUUGUCUUGUCAUGAAAGCCGUAGAGAAAUUAUGCCUGUUUUGAUCUUUUGGGAAAAGUGUAAGAGACAUAAAGGCAAAUAUUUUGAAAGUUUUGUUUAAAUUUAGACUGGCUGUGGAAGAAAUACGAAGAGUAUGGAAGGUUGUUAGGAGCAAAUGAUAUUUUUCAUUUCUUUGCUGUAGAAUGUUAUUGCUUACAUUUUCAUCACAUUGUCUGUUAUGUCAGUAUGUGGUAAAUCAAUAUCAUUAAGAAUAAUAACUCACCCAACAAGAGGUGAAACUAAAGCCAGUUGGUUUUACAAGUAACAGGUCAUAUCACCUUUUUGUUAACAGAAUGGAUAUUCCGCAGUUGCAUUUGUAAGCCUAUUAUUUUCAGAUAUCAGAUUUUUCCCACAGCUUCAGUUUUACUGAAAUCCAUUUUGUAUGCAUCCGUCUUAACUGUAUCAGUAAAUAAUAUGGCAUUUUAUUGUAUUGUUUUUUG